AUGAGAGGAAUGGCUGAACCUCUCAUGGAAAUAGUGGUAAGUGAUCAACCACUAAAGGCUCUGGUGGAUACCGGGGCCACAUACUCUACUGUAACAAAGGGCACGAUUGACAAUAGCGAUCUGACAAAUCGCACAGUAGGAGUAAUAGGGUUCUCUGGUGAGGUAGAAAAAUGGCCUAUGACAAAAUUGCUGAAAGUAAAAAUUGACAAACAAAUAUUGACACACUCAUUCCUGUACUCUUGUAAUGCUCCCAUCCCCCUUUUAGGCAGAGAUCUAUUAAUCAAAUUAGGAGCCAGCAUUUUAUGUUCACCCGAGGGAGUGAUAGUGAAAUUUCCAGAUGGUUCAGAAACAAAUUGUUCUCUUUCAGGUCACACCACAGACAGUCAGUGGAUGUUAACAUCGUGUGGUGAGUUAGAAGAUGCUGAUAUAUAUUGGGUUGAGCUAGAUUCCAGUGUAGCCACUAAUAGUAUUGUAUCUAGGUAUAAUGAACAUCGCCAAUGGAUAACAAACAUAGACAUUUUUCUGCCACCAAUAGACCCCUUACAUUGCACAUUGUUUUAUGACAGGGAUGACACCACACAAUACCAAGAUCUAUUCCAGGAAAUAGAGGACAGCAAAUGGGUGAUAAGGGGAUCUGGUCUCAUGAUAGGAAAAGAGGGAGUAGUGACACCAAUUUUACUGACAGAAGAGCAGAUGAAAUGGUAUGAAAUGUCUGAUACAGCUGCACCACACGUCUCUGUAGCAUUACAUCCGAAACAUGAAGCUAGGGAGCUAGGCAACAUGACUAAGAGGCUGUUGGCAGCUAAUGAUUGGAAACCCACAGAAACUUGGGGUAUCCUGUAUUCCGAGACACAAAAAGCAUAUUGGGUGCAAGACCAAACAGAAGACACAGGGGUGUUGACACAUAAACAGAUCUCUAGAAGCCAUGGUAGGGAGCAGACAGACGCUGACGGAGCAGAAAAAAUGAUUGACACAUUGCCAGAUAAUCUAUGGUCUCAAGGACCAACAGAUGUAGGGUUUUGUAACAUCAAACCUGUUAGCUUUAAGUUAAACACCACCACACCUAUUUGGGUCCCUCAGUACCGCAACAAACCAGAAGCAGAAGAAGGUGUAGCCACCACUGUUUCUGGACUGAUUGACAAGGGAGUGAUAACCCCUUAUAGGUCUAAUUGGAACACACCAAUUUUUCCUGUGCCAAAACCAGGCACUAACAAAUACAGAUUGGUACAUGAUUUACGAAACAUCAACUCCAUUGUAGCAACACCUACAAUGACAGUGCCAAACCCAUAUAUUGCGCUGUCCACAUUGACACCAGCGCACCAAUGGUUUACAUGCAUCGAUUUGGCAAACGCUUUCUUCUGUAUUCCAAUCGCAGAGGAUUGCAAAGCAUGUUUGGCUUUUACAUACAGGGGCUGGCAGUAUUCUUACAACAGACUACCACAAGGGUUUAUUUUGUCACCAGGAAUUUUUAAUCAUGUUUUAAAACAACAGCUACAGAACUGUAGCUUACCUGAGAACUGUGUCAUGAUCAUGUAUGUUGAUGACCUACUCUUGGCAGCCAGAACUGAAAAGGCGUGCUUGGAGGCUACCAGAGUUGUGUUGCUUCAGUUGCACAAGUCUGGUUUCAAGAUAAGCAAGGACAAACUGCAGGUGUGCAGACCUUGUGUUACAUUUUUAGGUCGACUGAUCACGGCACAGGGAUCAACUUUGACAGGGACACAAAGACAGGGUAUACUCAGCCAUCCUAAGCCAACCACAGUGAAAGACAUGUUGUCAUUUUUAGGCCUCACAGGAUUCAGUAGGCACUAUAUUCCUAUGUAUGUUUCACUGACCAAACCACUCAGACAGUUGAUCAAAGAGCAUGGCAUGAAAAAUCUGAAAGCAGAACUUCAGUGGACACAAGAGGCUGAACGGACGUUCAUUGACCUCAAGACACAGCUAGCUCAUGCCGCACACCUGAAUUGUGCCAAUUAUGAGUUACCUUUUUUCCUGGAUGCCUCAGAAUCUGGCUCCAGCGCACAUGGUGUCCUGUUUCAGAAAGACCAGGGCAGAAGAAAAGUGUUGAUGUAUGCGAGUGUGUUGUUAGACUGUGUAGAACAAAGACAACCACUUUGUUCUCGAUUUGCAGCGGGUUUAGCUAAAGUUGUGCAUAAAACAUCACACAUUGUAAUGGGCCACCCACUGACAAUACUCACCACACACUCCAUCAUGUCAUUCGUAAAUUCAGCAUCAUUCACAUUUUCACCACUGAGACAGAGAAGAAUAGCUAAGAUUUUGACCAGCCCCAAUCUCACAUACACACAUGAGGGCAUUAAUAUGGCUGAUCUGAUGGGAGAUGGACAGCCGCAUGAUUGUGCACCCAUCACCGAGAGAGCAUCCAAAGUAAGAGAAGAUCUGUCUGCGGUGCCAUUGACAACCCCACCGCCAGUUAUGACAUUGUUCACAGAUGGUUGUUGUUUCAGAGCAGAGGAUGGGAGCCUGAAGGCAGCCUAUGCAGUAGUUGAACAAGUGGGAAGCUCAUUAGUGACAAGGAAUGCAGGGAAGUUAGAAGGAAAACAGUCAGCACAGAGAGCAGAGAUGAUAGCAGUGACAAGAGCCCUGUACUACGCUGGUGAGACCCGUGUGAACAUAUAUUCCGAUUCAGCAUAUGUUGUAACAGCUGUCCACGUGGAAUUGCCCUUAUGGCAGAGGUGUGGUUUUAUCACAUCCUCAGGUCGACCAAUCACGCAUGCAUGCGAAGCCAGAGACCUUUUAGAGGCUCUGAUGAUACCCAAAGAGGUAGCAGUUAUUAAAUGUCCAGGACAUUCCAAAAAUGAUUCCCCUAUCACUGAUGGAAACAAUGCAGCUGAUCUAGCUGCCAAAACUGAAGCUGGCUAUGUUGCAACUCAGCAGGUGGUAAGAUCAGAUAGAGCCUGUAGUGAUCUUUUGCCUCGUUUCACUCGAGAAUAUUUGGUCAAAGAACAACAGAAAUCUGCCCCUGAAGAACAAUCAGUCUGGUCACAGCAUGGAGGCAUCUGUGCUAGUGAUGGUCUAUGGCAAGCGCCAGAUGGACGCCCGGCAUUGCCUGUCUCUCUGACCGGUUCAAUGUUAACACAAGCCCAUGGGGUAAGCCAUGUCAGUGACAAACAAAUGAUGAGAGCUCUCGAACAUUGGUGGCAUCCAUUUUUGCAAUCCAUGGUGUCAGGUCAUGUGACGAGUUGUUGUAUCUGUCAGGAACACAAUGUAAAACCUAGCAUCAAACCCAAAAAAGGUUGUUUCCCUUUGACAUCUGGUCCAGGGGAAGAAAUUGUGAUUGACUUCACAGAUAUGAUUGCACGGGUACAUGGCAAACGCUAUGUUUUGGUGAUUGUUGAUUAUUUCACUGGUUGGCCAGAAGCAUAUCCUGUCGGCCGAGAGGACAGUACGGCUGUGAUCAAGUGUUUAAUCAAUCAAUACAUACCACACUAUGGUUUUCCGCGCCGUAUCAGAUCAGAUAACGGUAGCCAUUUUAAAAAUGAACAUCUCAAAGUGGUUGAACAGGCUUUGGGCCUAACACAUGCAUAUGGUGCGGUUUAUCAUGCGGCCAGCCAAGGUAAGGUUGAACGCCUUAACCUGACGAUUAAACUAAAAUUGGCUAAAAUCUGUGCACAGACUAAAUUGAACUGGCUGUCAGCUUUACCCAUUGCUCUCAUGUCUAUUCGUUCUUCUGUCAACAGGAUCUCAGGCUUUACACCUUUUGAAUUGCUUACAGGUCGUCAAUUUCCAGGCCCAACCACGGCGUUGAGAGAGGACAGCGUGCAGCCAUUGUCACAUACUGUGUAUUUUGAUAAACUAACAGCUCUGAUUCGAACCUUUUCCCAUCAGGUAACUCCUGUACCAGCACAACCGGAGGAACUGCCAUCUCCAGUCACGACAGACUGGGUCAGGACGAGAACAUUCCGUAGAAAGUGGAGUGAACCACGUUGGUCUCAACCUCUAUGUGUAACAUCUCGCACCUCACACUGUGUGCAACUACAAGGGAAGGGAGGUACUUGGUUCCAUUUAACAUCCUGUGUAGCUUGUGACCCCCCUUCUAGGUCUCUUGCUGACACUGGUUUGGACCUGAGGACUCAGGUCCAAGAGAGGGAGGAUACAGAGAGUGACGGUAAAACAGACACUGAAAUUGCCACUGGACAAAACCAACAGCUCCAAAUUAUACACAAAACAGGCGAUAUUUUCACAAGCCCACACACAGAACCAUUAGCUCAUUGUGUAAGUGCUGAUUGUGCAUACGGGGCAGGUAUUGCAAAGCAGUUUAAGGAAAAAUUUGGAGUGGAGAAAGUAAGGUGUCAACAUGAAAAACCGGGUGAGUGUGCAGUAACCCAGGAGGGAGACAGGACUGUGUUUCACCUAAUAACUAAAGAACAAUGUACUGAUUUACCAACAUGUGAUUGUUUCACAGAGGGCCUGAAAGGCAUGAGAGAUUGGUGUGUGGCUAGUAGAGUGGGAGGUGUCUCGGUGCCCCGGCUGGGGUGUGGUCUAGAUAAACUAGACUUCGGGAUGGUGCAGAGGAUUCUGAGUGAAGUGUUCACGGAUGUGGACAUGCAAGUGGCCAUUUAUUCCUUAUAAUCAAGUUUUCAUUAUGGUGUGAUUUUGAGUGUUUUUCAAUGUUUUUCAAUUUUCAGGUAUAAAAAGUGUACUUUUAAGAGUGUUUUUAUAAGAUUGUAAGGUAUUAAGUUUUAAAGAAGUGUUGAUUUUGUAAAGAUAACAAGACAUUACUAGAGAGGGUGAAUACAACAGCAACAAGAUGAAGCUGUGGUGAUGUCCAUUGUAGUAUCGAUUGGAGUUUUCCUAGCCAUAUUAAUCACCUGUGGGUGUUGUUGUAUUCCCUGUAUUAGAUCACUGUGCAAUAGAUUAAUUGUUACAGCUAUUGAAAAGAAAGAAUCUCCACCCCCAUACAGUAUGCCUUUGUUAUCAAGUGAUCUAGCAGAAGAUGAAGGAGAAGAUGAUGUGUGACCUCUUACGAGGUCAAGAGAGGGAAUUGUGGGAAUAUUUUUCAGAUAAAAGUAUGAUUUAAUUAUCAAUAUAAUCAGUAAGUGUUUUCUUUCAUUAAAUCAUUAAGCUGUGUGCUUUUGUCAUGUGCUUUCUAUUUUACUCAGUGGAAAGUUACUGUGGCAAACGAAGUGAGACAGGAUAAGUGGGGGUUGGAACCAUAAAUUAUCUAAAUCAACAUACACACACACACACACACACACACACACACACACACACAAAGAGUCACACAGAAAAGAAAUGUUAUGAAUCAAUCCACUGCAUAUGUUUUAAGUAUAAUCAUGAGUUGUGAUGUGUUUUAAUGAAUCAUAGGAUUAAGAAACAACGCUACAUAAUUAAAAGUAUUAGAUGAUUCAGUGUUUUCUUUUUACUAAAAGAAUGUUAAGAAUGUUGGUAUGUUGUCCGGCCACAAGAAACUGUCUCUAGGAGACCACUCCCCAAAAGAAACGGUCUCUAGAGAACAUUCCUCAAAACUGGCGACUGACCACAGGAUGUAAAACAUGUGUUAUGCAAAGAUGUUGUUUUGCAGAUAUACGUGGUGCACGGUGAUUGGUGGAAAGCGAGCAGCACUCCUUAAAAGGCAGAGGAGGAGUCAGAAGAUGCGAGCGACGUCACAUACUGAAUAAAUAUGGGUGUUUUUGAAUAAUUUGGGUUGUUGGCUUGUGGUGGAGUGAGGAGAUCGUCUGACAACCCAAAGCUUUGUUACUCCUUUUUACAUCUGAUAAUAAACUUCUAAUCGAUUUUGGAGAACGUCUCUGUGCAAAUUUUUGAACAUGCAGGACUGCCUAAAAAGUCCAACACUUGACAUCUUUAUUACAUCUUUC
Molecule: messenger RNA, 5834 nt
Organism: Triplophysa rosa
Lineage: Eukaryota; Metazoa; Chordata; Actinopteri; Cypriniformes; Nemacheilidae
Exons: 2
Coding region: 1-4587 (1528 amino acids)
Biological process (GO): proteolysis; DNA integration
Molecular function (GO): RNA-DNA hybrid ribonuclease activity; aspartic-type endopeptidase activity; nucleic acid binding
Source: RefSeq, a predicted model, not a curated record